Molecule: messenger RNA, 3085 nt
Organism: Strigops habroptila (Kakapo)
Lineage: Eukaryota; Metazoa; Chordata; Aves; Psittaciformes; Psittacidae
Gene: PDLIM4
Product: PDZ and LIM domain 4
Exons: 6
Coding region: 70-774 (234 amino acids)
Biological process (GO): actin cytoskeleton organization; muscle structure development; heart development
Cellular component (GO): adherens junction; Z disc; filamentous actin
Molecular function (GO): muscle alpha-actinin binding; actin binding
Source: RefSeq, a predicted model, not a curated record
UCGGCUGCUCAUCGCAAGCGGGAGUAGGAGCUGCAGUCGCCCGUGGGCAGGGAGCGCUCUGCCGCCGCUAUGUCCCACUCGGUGGUCCUGCGUGGUCCCUCGCCGUGGGGUUUUCGCUUGGUGGGCGGUAAAGACUUCAGCGCUCCGCUGACCAUCUCCAGGAUUAACCCUGGCAGUAAAGCCGCCAUGGCAAACCUGUGCCCAGGAGAUAUCAUUCUGGCAAUUAAUGGGGAGAGCACGGAGAACAUGACACAUCUAGAAGCACAAAACAAGAUCAAAGCAUGCGUGGACCAGCUGCUGCUCUCUGUGAACAGAGCUGAAGGGAAAACCUGGUCACCCCCUGUUCUGGAAGAUGGCAAGGCUCAAGCGUACCGGAUCAACAUAGAGCCAGAACCACAGGACAAUGGACCAGCCCAGAGCAGGAGGACGAUGCCCCAUGUGGCUGGUGGCAGCGCCAUGGACAACAAGCAGAUGCUGAAUGUGCAGCACCACCACCCGAACCGGCUCUAUGCCAACAGCAGCUCCGAGUCGGCUCUGCCAGGCCAGCUGAGUGGCCUCCACAUAGCUCCUGCCCACAGCAUCGACCCCAUGAAGUCUCUCCCACGGAACAGAAAUGGGAUUGAUGUGGAGUCGGAUGUCUACAAGAUGCUUCAGGAUUAUGAAAAGCCCAUUUCGGAGCCUAAGCAGUCUGGAUCCUUCCGGUACUUGCAGGGCAUGUUGGAAGCUGGUGAGAACGCCCCUUCCAUGGUCCCACACCCGCCAAGCUGCUGUUGAGGGCUUCACCUCCUUCUCCUUCCUUUGCUGAGAUCCAGAAGCUUGAAGAGCCUCUGAAGGACCCGUCUACAAGAGCUGGUGGGGAGGGUUUGCAACCUCCUCUGCUUCACCAUUUUACCACACAUCGCUUUGGUACCAAGGCAGCCCAGCUCAACACGGGAGGGUCUGAGCACCCUGUGAGGGUCCUGGAUCCCCCUAUCUGGGUGGCAGGUUUCAAACCAGGGUUUUGGAUACUCAGCAUCUGGGGGCUUACCAGGUUUUGUGGUUGACUUUAGCAUCGUGUGAAAGUUGGGUUUCCAAACGGCUUCUGCGUGGCAGCUUUGUUCCCAGGAUUGCUUAUGAAAUGCAAUGGCCUGAAGCGGUUGUGUAAGAUCACCAGUGGAGAACCCAGCAGCCUGUCUGAGUAAAUGGCAUUUGCAUAAGGACGUGGGAUGGUCCUCAGCAAUGCAGGGAUAGAGAUCAGGAGCUCCUGGCUCACAUCUCGCGUCUGUCACAGCUUCCUGCCUGCGUCGUUAACACAAGCAGGAGCCAACUCCAAGCAUUAAAUAAGAUCCCCAAACUAUACAUUUCAGCUUCUUUUUAUUUGCCUUUCAACCUUAAGUCCACUGAGGCUUUUAUGUUCAAACUCUCAGGCUUUGCUUUACAACCAUUAGGGCAAGACUCUUCUUUCCGCUUCCUUCCAAGAGCCUCGUACUCCGAUCAUGUGAAUCCAGGAACUUAGAUUUUAUGGGAAAACACCAACUACUGGAAAUCUCAUUAUAAAGCUGCAAGAGGUAGCAAGUCAGACUGUUGCACUUCAGUUUCUGUGUAUAUAAAAUGAUGGAGAACCCUGUUCUUUGACUAGAAGGAUAUUGCUGCUUGUUUCACAAGAAGCACGGUUGCAGGUAACUUCUGAGCAUCAAGAGGUUCUGCCAGUUCCAGUUUCCUCAGUGGUACUGAGGCAUGUCUGCAAAGCAUGAGAUAAGAUCAGCCUUGGAAGUACUGGAUGUAAAUACUGCAGCCCCUCCUAGGCUGGCAGGAAAACCGGUGUUAAUUACAGGCUCCAGUUGUACCUUCAAGUCCUUCACUGAGAGCAAGCACGAGCAGCUUCCCAUGCAGUGUCUGCUGUACCCCCGUGUCUCCUCAUUAGGAGGAAUAAAUAGGACAUGACUGUGUUAAUCCCAAUUAAUAAUGCUGUGAGACAUGGGCACAGGUUGCCCAGAGAAGCUGUGGCUGCCCCAUCCCUGGCAGUGUUCAAGGCCAGGUUGGACACAGGGGCUUGGAGCAACCUGCUCUAGUGGAAGGUGUCCCUGCCCAUGGCAGGGGGUUGGAAUUGGAGGAGCUUUAAGGUCCCUUCCAACACAAACCAUUCUAUGGUUCUAUGAUCCCUCCCUUCUCUGUGCCAGGGAAAGGGAACAAAAUUGGAGCUUUGCUGUUUUGCUCCUUCGUCCCCUCGCAUCCUGCAGCCUUGCAACCCAGCGCUGCCCUUUGGGAGGACAGGAGAAGGAAAAGGCUGUGAGCAGGGGAGGACAGAGAGGUGCUGGGACAAUGCCUGGACCCUGGGUCUGCCCCAGCCAGUCCUGGUGCCUGCUCAUCCUGGCAGUUCCUUGGCACCAGCACAUCCCUAGUGCAGCAUUACUGGGUUGGAGCCCAGGAUGCUGCUGAUGGGCAUGAGCCAGCGUGGUGACAGGCCGGAGGGGUCCCCUCCUGGGGCUCUGCCACCCCCUUCCCUCUUGGCUGUGCUGGCAGUGGGGACGUGCGGCUGCAGGCACAGCCUGGCUCAUGCCCUGGUCGUUACACACUGUUUGUUUCAUAAGGGAUGAGAAAUUAAGUGAAAAGCCUCUCUCCUGGCAUAAAGCUCUGUGAUAUUUCAGCACAGCUUAAAUCCCCGGGAGUGUUCCUGCUCUGUUGUUUUACAGCUCCCACCCCUCCUCCUUUUUCCUUAAGCCUAAAAUUAUACAUUUUGAGUGGAGUCUGCUUUGUGUUGUCCUUUUAAAGUCAAGAUCUCCUCUCCUGAGGAGCUGGGUGUCUCAGACAACAACCUGAUUUAUACGGAAGGUGUUUCUACUGGAAGCCACAGUUUCUUCAGCAUCACCAGCCCCAUCCCACGCCCUUAAAGAGCGACGCUUCGUGCUGAGGAUUCGGGGGAGGCUGGAGGAAUCACAGCAGUUGUCUCUAUAGGUGCCCUUGGUGUGGGAAGGAUGAGGACUGCAGCCACAAACAGGGGUGGCGAUGGUUCAGAUUGUGGAGUUAAAGCAUCUCGCUGCCGUGCUGAGGACCAUAAAUUAUUGUGAGGCUGUGGGCUGGUAAAUAAAAGGAAAUGAUCCAUCGU